Penicillium lagena is the source of this 3759-nucleotide messenger RNA. RefSeq names its product putative checkpoint protein kinase (SldA). Gene Ontology annotation, biological process: meiotic sister chromatid cohesion, centromeric; mitotic spindle assembly checkpoint signaling; protein phosphorylation. Lineage: Eukaryota; Fungi; Ascomycota; Eurotiomycetes; Eurotiales; Aspergillaceae. The record is from RefSeq and is a predicted model, not a curated record. Bases 1 to 3759 code for a protein of 1252 amino acids. Gene Ontology annotation, molecular function: ATP binding; protein kinase activity. The transcript is spliced from 2 exons.
AUGGCAGCCUCCGAAGACCUGAUUGACUUCGACAUCAUUGAAGCACAGAAGGAAAACGUCCAAUCACUCCCAGGAGGCCGAUCAGCAAGAGAGCUUGCGCGAAUCUUCUCAGCGGGCAGCAACGGCGACAAGGCUGCGGCACCAUCACCAAACGACACGAGAACCCUGACCGAUGGCAUCCGCCAGGAAUAUGAGAGCGAACUACAGGCAAUAGGGGAGUCCGAUGAUCCUCUCGACGUGUAUGACCGCUACGUAAAAUGGACCCUAAACGCGUACCCAUCAGCACAAGCCACGCCCGAGUCUGGUCUCCUACCGUUACUCGAGCGCGCUACAAAAUCUUUCUUAUCCUCGCAGCACUACAGGAACGACCCGCGGUAUCUGCGAUUAUGGCUCCAUUAUAUCAGACUUUUCUCGGAUGCUCCGCGUGAAACGUUCGCGUUCCUCGCGCGCCACCACAUCGGUGAGGGACUAGCUCUCUUCUACGAAGAGUUUGCCGGGUGGCUCGAAGGCGCUGGGCGCUGGACCCAGGCUGAUGAAGUAUACCGGCUCGGUAUGGACCGCGAGGCACGGCCGGUCGAGCGGCUCGCGCGAAAAUACGAUGAAUUCCAACAACGAUACGAGCAACGACCACAUGACGCCGGUCCUUCCUCGCCUGCAUUACCAACCGUCCGUCCCGCGCUGGCCGCCAAGAUGGAUCCCUUUGCGCCCUCGGACGCUUCUGAUGACCCCCAGGCCUCGCGGCCGUCUCCUAGAAUGGGUGGCACCUCGAAGACAAAGUCCGGCAAACCUAAGAUGUCCAUCUUCUCCGACGCCGACUCCGCCUCUGCCGACCAACCCGCAACCAGUGGACAGACCAAGGGAUGGGAGAGUAUUGGAUCGAUCAAAGACCGCAGGAAGGAGAACGAGAUGGAGGCCAAACCCUGGAUCGGCGAGACAUUGAAGGCCGGGAAAAAAUCCGGCCCGGCACAGAAAAUGGCCAUUUUCAGGGACGAGGUGAGUACUCAUUUCACUUUCCCCUCAGACCUCCAAAUAUUUACGAUCACAGGACUAAUUGCUGGCAUGAACCUAUGUGGUGUUGCGUUUUUAUGUAUCCAGUCAAAAUCAAAUCUUCCUACCCAAGAACCAUUGCAACAACAACAACCCAAACAAGUACCGGAGCAUCAUGUAAGGGAAGCGGUUAACCCACGAACUGGCCGACGUGAACGGGUCUUCGUCGACCUCGAAUCCGUAUACCCCGACCCAAGCAACCCAGCGCAUGAGGUCAGCUUUGAGGAACUGCGGGCUCUCAAGCGCGGGUGGAUGGACAAGAAUUGGCGUUCACAGAAGGGGCCACUACAACCGAUAUCAGGCAACGCUGGUGGCGUUGAUGUCCAGUCCGGAAAGCCCAAGCCAUCUCCUGUCGACGAGGAACUAGUGGUACGGGACGACCGGCAUUCCCAAUCACACGACCAGGAAGGGCUCCACGAGGGCAAGUCAGGAAAAUCUAGACGGUUGAAGGUCAAGGAGGUGAAGGGAGAGACACAGACGGUCAAAAUGAAGUUCGACUCGCCCACGGGCUCGAAAGUACGACGGAAGAGCACCGCGGAGCCAACAAUGACCAUCCACACUCGUGCUGCUACAGAUGAAAUCUAUAGCAUCUUUAACCAGCCAUUGAAGGCUGAAGCAGACGAUAGAGCUGAUAGCUUUUGCGGUAGUGACUAUGAAGACGAUGACUACACAAGCACUGCAGAUAGUACGGGGACCGGACGCAUCUCAGUAGCCUCGAGCGACUUUGGUGAUGAGGAGACGCAAACAUUCCACAAGUCCUUCGAUGAUACCGAGUUUGCCGACAAUACAAGGGCUGAGAGCGUUGCAGGCAGUGAUUGGUCCGAGUUCAGUGCGAGUCGAGAUGUCCCGAACGUCGAGCCUGAGACGACUUUCCAAUCCGUUUACAGUGAGGGUGGGCCGAGCAGUUCUGCUCAUGGAACACCCGAGAGGGAUCGGUUUGUCCCGGAAAUGCCUGAAGACUAUGACCCGCCUUGUGGUCUCUACCGGGAUCCGGUCAUCAUGGCGCAAAACCGGUUGCCCUUCAUGACUCCUAUUGUGGAACAGACUGAGUCCUCCAUCCCCUCGAUGACAGGUGCUCGAAGCAUUGCCUCCAGUGCGAAGACUCCCUCCAAAUCAAAAAUGCCUCAGAUGGGUGAUCUCCUUCUCUCAAGUCCACUGAGCGCUGCAACGCCUUAUCAUGGAGACCACACUGCCUCUUCUGCGGUGGAUGUCCCUUUCAGCCCAACGGCACUCAGGGCAAAGUCACGUCGGAGGGAAGCCAUUAUCAAGGACCGGCAAUGCAAUCCGACAGACAAAGGAAUUCGCAAUACUAUUCUUAAUUCGUUGGAAACACCGCUAGAUAUGUACAUGGGCUACCACGCUCAUAUUGGUGACAGCAACUAUGCGUCUAUGAUCCAGAAGUUUGUCAAGACUAAUGGCAGAAAGUCCAAGGGCGAGGAUGAAAACUUUGCCACCCCGAUUCUCGAAUUUCCCGGGGCUGAGCGCAGCUACCUCAUCCGUCGCGAACUCGGAGCCGGCGCCUACGCCCCAGUCUAUCUCGCGGAGAGCGUCGACAGUCUCGAGUCUUAUGACUCGGAGUCCGACAUCACAGACACCAAGGACCGUGAUUCCCAACCCCGAACAGUAAAUCCGCACGACAGCGCACGAGAUACAUUCGAGGCUGUCAAAAUCGAGAACGGACCGUCCAGCGCAUGGGAAUUCUAUAUGAUCCGAAUGGCACACGAGCGUUUACGCCAGUCGACGGAUCUCUCACGUGCAGCAGACAGUAUCGUGCGUGCCCAUGAAUUGCAUGUCCAUCAGCGGGAAAGCUUCCUGAUAGAAGACUACCGCGGCCAAGGCACUCUGCUGGACCUGGUCAAUCUUAUGCGCAGCGAGCCCAUCACCUCCAACCACAACGCGGAAAGCGGGCUCGAGGAGGCCCUAGCCAUGUUCUUCUCCGUCGAGCUCUUCCGCACCGUUGAAGCACUACAUGCCAGUGGGAUCCUCCACGGUGAUCUGAAAGCGGACAACUGCCUCGUCCGUCUGGACGAGCCAAACCCCAACAACUCACCCGCCAGAUCACUCUUCCUCCUCGACCUUAACGCCGACGAACGGCCCCCGAAUCCCGGUGACAGCAUCCACUACUCGCCCAGUGGGGCGUACGGCUGGCGACACAAGGGCCUGGCUCUCAUCGACUUCGGCCGCAGCAUCGACAUGCACGCCUUCUCCCCAGCGGUCCAAUUCAUCGCCGACUGGGAAACAAGCUCACACGAGUGCAACGAGAUCCGUGAGAUGCGUCCCUGGACCCACCAGAUCGACCUCUAUGGUCUCGCUGGCACAAUCCACGUUCUGCUGUUCGGCAAAUACCUCGAGUCGACGCCCGUGCGACCCAGCUCCGGCCCCGCAGAUGCAGAAGUUAACUCCUCAACAGGUCGCACGUAUCGCAUUCGCGAGACCCUCAAGCGCUACUGGGACCGCGAUCUGUGGGCCGACGUCUUCGAUCUGCUACUGAACCCUGGUUCAGAGCGCUGGACGCGGAUGGAGCGCGAGGGUGGUGUAAUGCCAUCUACUUCGCCUUCGGCGCCCGUCCUGCCCGUUCUCCAUUCUAUGCGGCAUGUCCGCCAGAAAAUGGAGCAGUGGCUCGUUGCAAAUGCGGAGAAGAAAGGUCUUGCGAGCCAGCUGCGCAAGAUCGAGGCCCUUCUUGCUGAGCGGAAGAAGAAACUUGAGCGGUGA